This is a messenger RNA of Rosa rugosa (rugosa rose), 2485 nucleotides long. Its product is annotated as cucumisin-like. Gene Ontology annotation, molecular function: serine-type endopeptidase activity. Gene Ontology annotation, biological process: proteolysis. The transcript has 9 exons. Bases 147 to 2366 code for a protein of 739 amino acids. Lineage: Eukaryota; Viridiplantae; Streptophyta; Magnoliopsida; Rosales; Rosaceae. The record is from RefSeq and is a predicted model, not a curated record.
UAGCUUACAUGAAAAAGUUUGAGCUUUGAAGCUUUACUUUUUCACCUUAUAUUUGUUCGAUCAAUUCUUGCUAUAAAUACAUGUUGAGACUAUGAGAGCAAUGUCCUUUAUAGGCUCUAGCUAGUAGCAGCAUACAUAGUAAUAGUAUGGCUCUUCGAUGGUUUCUCCUUCUCAGCCUCAUUUGCAGUAUUCUACUGCUUGUCGAUGUUACUCACUCAACUGCUCAGGAUACCCGAAAGCCUUAUGUUGUGUAUAUGGGCGACAAGCCAAAGAACGGGGUACCCAUAUUACCUGAUCUUCAUGUGAAUAUGCUACAGGACGUAGUUGACAGCAGCAACAUUGAUAUUGCACAUGAAGCUCUGCUUCUUCACAGCUACAAGAGAAGUUUCAAUGGAUUUGCUGCAAUGCUCACAGAGCAAGAAGCACAAAAAAUGACCGGAAUGGAUGGUGUAGUGUCUGUCUUCCUAAGCAAACAAAGGAGCGUGAAAACAACAAAGUCAUGGAACUUCCUUGGGUUUCCAGAAACAGUUAAGAGAAGCGCCCUUGAAAGGGAUAUCAUCGUCGGUGUGAUAGACAGUGGAAUUUGGCCAGAGUCAGACAGCUUUAGUGAUGCUGGUUUUGGUCCUCCACCUAAGAAAUGGAAAGGCAAAUGUCAAGGCAAUGGAAAUCUUGCUUGUAACAAUAAAAUCAUUGGAGCACAGUAUUACCGUGCUUCUCGAUCCUUCGAAGCAGAUGUUGAGUCUCCAAGAGACUCAAAUGGUCAUGGAACUCAUACUGCAUCAACGGCAGCUGGGAACACAGUGAGCAAGGCAAGCCUAAAUGGUUUAGGGUUGGGAAAAGCAAGAGGAGGGGUGCCAUCAACACGUAUUGCCGUGUACAAAGUAUGCUGGAGCAACACGCCUGCUUGUGAAGAUGCUGACGUUUUAGCGGCAUUCGAUGAUGCCAUUGCUGACGGUGUCGACAUUCUCUCUAUUUCCGUCGGGGGCAGUAUUCCAGUUGAUUAUUUAAAUGAUGCAUUUGCAAUUGGGGCAUUUCAUGCUACCAGAAAUGGGAUAUUAGUUUCCAUGGCCGCUGGUAACGAAGGUCCGGGAGCAAAAACUGUGACAAACUUUGCACCAUGGCAACUUUCUGUGGCUGCUACCACCAUAAACCGCCAAUUCAUCACCAAAGUUCAAUUGGGUAACGGUAAAAUCUAUGAGGGACUUUUACCAAACAUAUAUGACCUCCGAGGUAAAUUCUAUCCUUUAAUUUAUGGUGGAGAUGCACCCAAUAAAAAAGCAGGUGCUAACGGGACCCUCUCCGGGUUUUGUCUUCAAGAUACCUUAGAAGAAGAUUUGAUCAAAGAUAAAAUUGUGCUUUGUGAUGGCCCUAUCGAUGGGGCUGGGGGUGGGGCCAUAUUGGGUGGUGCAGCAGGAAUUGUUCUGAUGGGACAAAAAGUCGCCGAUGAAGUGCUUGGCCCUCUUCCGGUGCCUGCAUCACACGUCGGGUUGGAAGAACAUAGCGACAUUUACAAAUACAUAAAAUUAACAAGGAACGCAACUGCAACUAUUUGGAAAAGUGAAGAGAUUAAUGAUGUAUUGGCUCCAUAUGUGCCCUCCUACUCAUCAAGGGGUCCAAAUCCGAUCAAUCCCAACAUUCUCAAGCCAGAUUUAGCGGCUCCAGGAACUUACAUUCUAGCGGCAUAUCCCCCAAGUGGUGGUGGCAGUAGAGCUGGAUACUAUUUAGAAACCGGGACAUCAAUGGCGUGCCCCCAUGCUACAGCCGUAGCUGCAUACGUCAAAUCAUUUCACCCUAAAUGGUCAUCGGCUGCCAUCCAAUCGGCUCUCAUCACUACCGCUAAAUCUAUGAGUUCCAAAACUAGCCCUGAUGCUGAAUUUGCAUACGGAGCUGGCCUGAUAAACCCUUCUAGGGCUCCAUAUCCUGGUUUGGUGUACAAUCUUGAUGAACAAGACUACAUAGAUUUUUUGUGUUCACAAGGAUACAGUGGUAAACUAUUGAAAGCCAUAACCAAGGACAAGACUAGUUGUUCAUCAAAAUCUAAUAAUGGAACAGCCAAUGACCUGAACUAUCCUUCUUUUGCACUUUCCAUCAAGGAUCCAAAAUUUGUUAAUGGGGUCUUCCAUAGGACUGUCACUAAUGUUGGAUCGUCGAAUUCCACAUACAGAGUUAAAGUGGUGGCUCCAUUAGGACUCAAAAUCAAUGUGAAUCCAAAUGUGCUAUCGUUCACAUCUCUCGGGCAAAAGAAAUCUUUUGUUGUCACUAUAAAAGGGCCGAUUGAGAAAUCAAAUUUAGUCUCUGCGUCUUUGAUGUGGGAUGAUGGUGUUUUCCAAGUCAAGAGCCCCAUCGUUGUCUAUGUUGCAGUUUAAUUAAGAGGUGUGUCAUGUAAGCGAAAGCAAAAAUGUAAGCGAAAGCGAAAAAUAUUGGAAAUUAAUGUCCAAGUCUACGGGCACAAUUAUAAUAAUACUCCAAGAUUUCAUCUAUAAUC